Molecule: messenger RNA, 1032 nt
Organism: Arabidopsis arenosa
Lineage: Eukaryota; Viridiplantae; Streptophyta; Magnoliopsida; Brassicales; Brassicaceae
Source: the annotation of a GenBank genome assembly
AAAAGCUCUCUUAAUUGAACCAAAACCAGACAGAAUUGAUUCCGGUUAAUGAUUAAAAAACAACAUAGAAAACUUAUAUUUUCGUCAAAUAAGAAUUAAUUAUAAACUGUAAUUGAAGCUCACAUCAUGGACCAUCAUGAUCAAUACCAACAUCAAAUGACUAUUACUUAUAACAAUAAUCCCUAUAACACCAUCGUCACAACACAACCACCACCACCUACAACAACAACAAUGGAUUCAACAACAGCAACAACAAUGAUAAUGGAUGAUGAGAAGAAGUUGAUGACGACGAUGAGCACUAGGCCUCAAGAACCAAGAAACUGUCCAAGAUGCAACUCAAGCAACACCAAGUUUUGUUAUUACAACAACUACAGCUUAGCACAGCCUAGGUACUUGUGUAAGUCUUGUCGGAGAUAUUGGACUGAAGGUGGCUCUCUCCGUAACGUCCCCGUAGGCGGAGGUUCUAGAAAGAACAAGAAGCUUCCACUACUACUUCCUAAUUCCUCUCCUUCUUCUUCCACCAAGAACCUCCCAGAUCUCAACCCUCCGUUUGUCUUCACAUCAUCACCAUCAUCAUCAAACCCUAACAAGACGCAUCAUCAAAACAAUAAUGACCUCAGCCUUUCAUUCUCCUCCCCUAUGCAAGACAAGCGAGAACAAGGGCAUUACGGUCAUUUCACCGAGCAAGUUGUGACAGGAGGGCAGAACUGUCUUUUCCAAUCUCCUAUGGGAAUGAUUCAGUUUCGUCAAGAGUAUGAUCAUGACCACCACAAAAAGAAUCUUGGGUUUUCAUUAGACAGGAACGAGGAAGAGAUUGGUAAUCAUGGUAACUUCGUUGUUAAUGGAGAAGGAAGUAAGAUUAUGUAUCCUUAUGGAGAUCAUGAAGACCGUCAUCAACAUCACCAUGUGAGACACGAUGAUGGUAAUAAGAAGAGAGAAGGUGGUUCAAGCAAUGAGCUAUGGAGUGGAAUCAUCCUAGGUGGUGAUAGUGGUGGACCAACAUGGUGAUAUGAAUAUAUAUUGUCAAAAGGA